Molecule: messenger RNA, 1430 nt
Organism: Protopterus annectens (West African lungfish)
Lineage: Eukaryota; Metazoa; Chordata; Ceratodontiformes; Protopteridae
Product: alcohol dehydrogenase class-3-like
Exons: 9
Coding region: 16-1263 (415 amino acids)
Biological process (GO): formaldehyde catabolic process
Cellular component (GO): cytosol
Molecular function (GO): zinc ion binding; S-(hydroxymethyl)glutathione dehydrogenase [NAD(P)+] activity
Source: RefSeq, a predicted model, not a curated record
GCUAUUGUUUAAGAAAUGUUCAUUAAAGCAGUUUCUGGUAGAUGUGAUUGUAUUCACAUGCUUUUAAAUCCCUGCAAACAUUUGGUUUACUCUAAACCAAACCCUCUCAAGGUUAUAAAAUGCAGGGCUGCUGUUGCUUGGGAAGCAGACAAACCUCUGUCUAUUGAAGAAAUAGAGGUUGCUCCACCCAAGGCUCAUGAAGUCCGUAUUAAGAUUGUAGCCACUGGAGUUUGCCACACUGAUGCCCAUGGACUACAUUGUACUGCUGAACCUGCAGAUAAAGACAGCAUGUCUCUACCUGGUGUGAAUCUGGGGACCUUCCCAAUGAUCCUGGGCCAUGAAGGAGCAGGAAUUGUGGAAAGCAUUGGUGAAGGUGUAACUAAUGUUAAACCAGGUGAUGCUGUUAUUCCCCUCUGGUUGCCACAGUGCAGUGAAUGCAAGUUCUGUUUAAAUCCAGACAGUAACAUGUGCACAAAGCUCAGUGAAACUAAUCAAACCAUUGGCCUCAUGACUGACAAGACCAGUAGAUUCACCUGCAAAGGACAGCAGCUCUACCACUUCAUGGGGACCAGCACCUUCUCAGAGUACACUGUGGUGUCGGACUUUUCAGUUGCUAAGAUUGAUAGUGCUGCAGCUCUGGACAAAGUGUGCCUAAUAGGCUGUGGGUUCUCCACUGGUUAUGGUGCUGCCCUGAAAUCUGCAAAGGUGAAGGAAGGUGCAACAUGUGUCGUGUUUGGACUGGGAGGAGUUGGCCUUGCAGUGGUUAUGGGAUGUAAGGCAGCUGGUGCCUCACGAAUCAUUGGCAUUGACAUCAAUGAAGAAAAGUUUGAAAAGGCUAAAGGUUUUGGUGUUGCAGAGUGCAUCAACCCCAAACUUCAUGAUAAGCCCAUUCAAGAAGUGCUCCUAGAAAUGACUGAUGGAGGAGUGGAUUAUGCCUUUGAAUGUGUUGGAAAUGUGGGCCUUAUGAAAUCUGCUCUGGAGUCUUGCCGUAUUGGAGGUGGAACUUGUGUGAUUGUUGGAGUGGCUACAUCAGGAACCAUUUCUGUCCAUCCAUUCCAUAUGGUACUGGGCCGUGUACUGACUGGGAGCUAUUUUGGAGGCUGGAAGGGAGCAGAUGAUGUCCCCAAAAUUGUGUCUGACUGCAUUUCAAAGAAGAUUGAACUUGAGGAUUUAAUAACAUUCACACUGCCUUUUGAAAAAAUCAAUGAGGCCUUUGAACUUAUGCAUACUGGAAAGAGUCUCCGAACUGUCCUGGUGUAUUAAGACCUGUGAAUGGAGUACAAGCUUUCUGCACAAGACCAGAGCACUUUAGCUGCUCAGCUGAUUCAUAUGACCAGCUGAAAACUAAUUCUGUAAUCUACAACUCUAGUUCCAUUGGCCAAUGUAUGUGGUUCAGCAUAUGUAAUUGUUAAUAAAUAUGGAAAACCUAA